AUGCCUCCUAGACGAAACGUACCUGCUAGGGAUAACAAUGAUGUCUCGGCAAUGGACCGCAUGGCCAUGGCAAUGGAACAGAUGGCUGAGUUCAUGAUGGCUCAGCAAGUUCACAAUCAAGCCCAAGUGCAACCACGGGUGGAUAUUACUAAAGCUAUAGCAAAUAGACGACCACCGUAUUAUGCGGGGGAAGAAGACCCAGUGAUCCUAGAAGAAUGGAUCAGAACAUUUGAUAAACUGCUAAACGCUGUGAAUUGUCCUGAAGAGCAGCGAGUGUCUUCUGCAGUGUACUACCUGACCAAAGCUGCGGAUAACUGGUGGACGACGGUUGGACCUAAUCUUCUACGAGACCCAGGAUUUGGCUGGGAAGAGUUUAAGGGGGAAUUAAGAGGUCAAUUCUACACUGAACGAAUUAAGGGCAUCAAAUGUGAAGAAUUCCUGCAACUGAAACAACAAGGAACAACAAUACAAGUUUAUCAUGAUAAGUAUGUUGAGUUGAUGAGAUUUGCCCAGGACAUCGUACCUGACGAGGCAAGCCAGGCAAGGAGAUUUGUAAGAGGAUUAGACUGGGGAGUGAGAAGCGCGAUCGCACCAUUUAUGUGCUCUACUCUCAAGGAAGCAUAUAACAGGGCGUCCGAUCUUGAUCCAAGGUGUCUAUGA
This is a messenger RNA of Ipomoea triloba (trilobed morning glory), 660 nucleotides long. RefSeq lists its product as uncharacterized. NCBI's taxonomy places the organism in Eukaryota, Viridiplantae, Streptophyta, Magnoliopsida, Solanales, Convolvulaceae. The record is from RefSeq and is a predicted model, not a curated record. Bases 1 to 660 code for a protein of 219 amino acids. The transcript has a single exon.